This is a messenger RNA of Linum trigynum, 408 nucleotides long. NCBI's taxonomy places the organism in Eukaryota, Viridiplantae, Streptophyta, Magnoliopsida, Malpighiales, Linaceae. The record is from the annotation of a GenBank genome assembly.
AUGGCCAGAAGGGAUCGCCGCUUUCUUCCUUUCAGUGCCGUUACUACUGUCAUACCCUCAGGCUCUGCCAAUCAAGAAGAGUAUCCGGACCCGAGAGCCAGUUUAAGAACCGCUGUGGCCGAGUACAAUCGAAUCGUCAAUCAUGAAGAUGAAGAUCCUACAAUCAAGAUGUUGGACGAUGCUAUUCAGAGUGAGACUGCUAAAGCCACUGCUGCCUUACGAGCUCGGCCUGGACAAGGACCCUUGAUCCUGCGUGUCACAUCAGAGGCGGAAAUCCAGGCCAUUGCUCGCUUCAGAGAUCCGGACAAUGGAGGCCCUAUCCUGCUCACCACCUAUCCACAUGAAAGGAAUUUUGCAACUUUGAUGGGCGCAGCUCAGUUCUACGGGUUUGAAAUCAGAAGGGAGUGA